CCUUUCGUUCGAUAAUUUCGGUGGAAUGUAACAAAAUCAGCUUCACCUUCAGCUUCCGGUCGCCAUGGCGCUCUCGCCAUUUUUAUCCAAUCAUUCUUCUUCUUCUUCCUCUUCUUUUCUGCAUUCUUCAUCGCCAUCCUUCUGCUUUCUUCUUCGCCGUUCUGAAAUCCCAUCUUCGAUCGUUUUCACACCUCUUCGAUUCAAAAUUCAUUGUUCUAACAACGCAAUUCAAGUUGAAACCCAACCACCUCGUCGAAUCCGAGUGGAUUUUGAAGUAAAGAAGAAGCGGAAGCCCAGGCCAAGCUUCCUCGAGCAAAUUCGCCAUAAAUGGUGCACUAAACCCAUUUCCUCAAGAGAAACGUUCCCCUGGCAGCAGCAAGAACAAGAGAGAAGGCAUAAUGAUGACAAGGAGGAAGAGGAAAAACAGGUAGCCUAUGAAGGUUCUGUUUCAAUUCGCGAGUCAGCAACUGAUGUAGCUCAAGCGGUUCCUAUAACUCGCCCAAUUUCAGCCCCUUGGGCUCAUGGCAGCCAAUCCAGAAAUUCGCAGUUCAAUUUCAAACCUAAAACGCUUAAAGAUGAAGUGAUUAAUGAGAUAUCAAAGAUCUCUAUUGAUGAUACAAGUAAUCGCGACGCAAGUACGAAAAGUUUUAACAAUGGUUCUUGUUUUGGUGGAGAAAUUGGUGGAAAUAUUGAUGAAAUUUCAGACGAAUCUUCCGAAGACGAAGGGGAAAUUGAUCCUAUAGUUCUGCCGGUUACUGGAAAACAUUCACCAUUGAGCAAAGAAUUUGUACAUUCGGUCAGUUCGGAUAAUGAUAACACUGGUUCAGUUGAUUUGCCCUGGAAGAGAAAGCCGCGAAGGGAUUGUGAAGAAGCAGCUCAGAGAAGGAGUAAAACAUUAUUGGCUGAGCAAAUGCUUCCUCAGCACGAAUUGCAGAGGCUCAGGAAUAUUUCUUUGAGAAUGGUGGAGAGAAUCGAAGUGGGGGUUGCAGGUAUAACUCAAGAACUGUUGGAUACUAUACAUGAGAAGUGGAAAGUAGAUGAAGUUGUCAAGUUGAAAUUUGAAGGGCCUCUUACUGUCAACAUGAAGAGGGCACACGAGACAUUAGAGAACAAAACUGGCGGAUUGGUCAUAUGGAGAUCGGGUAGUAUGAUAGUAUUGUAUAGGGGAAUGACGUAUCACCUGCCUUGUGUUCAAUCUUACGCCAAACAAAAUCAAGCUAAAAGUUAUACAUUGGAUGGUUCAAAUAAUGUAGAAUAUGAUGAUGCAACACACGAUGAGAAGGUACCUAACACAGUCGAAACUAUGAGUAAAAUUGUUUCUGGUGCUUCGAAGCAUACCAAGACAUUAUCUAAAAAGGAACUUAUGGAGUUGAGUGAUCUGAACCAUUUGUUAGAUGAGAUAGGUCCACGUUUUAAAGAUUGGUCAGGCUGUGAGCCAGUGCCUGUUGAUGCAGACCUGCUUCCUGGUAUAGUUCCGGGAUACAAACCUCCAACUAGAAUUCUACCUUAUGGGGUAAGGCAUUGUCUCAAGAACAAGGAGGUGACGAUAUUUCGUAGACUUGCAAGGAAAAUGCCCCCACAUUUUGCUUUAGGAAGGAAUAGACAACUACAAGGUUUGGCCAAUGCUAUGGUGAAGCUAUGGGAAACAUGUGCAAUUGCAAAGAUUGCUAUAAAACGAGGUGUAGAAAAUACACGGAAUGAGAGGAUGGCAGAAGAACUCAGGAUAUUGACAGGAGGAACGCUACUCUCUAGAAACAAGGAAUAUAUUGUUUUCUAUAGGGGCAACGAUUACCUGCCACCCACUAUCACAGAAGCAUUGAAAGAAAGGCGGAAGCUAGCAGAUCGUCAGCAAGAUGUCGAAGAGCAGGUACGACAGGUGGCUUCAACUUCAGUUGAGUCAAAAGUGAAAGCUUCAAAUGCUCCAUUGGUUGCUGGAACACUUGCAGAAACCAUUGCAGCAACUUCUCGCUGGGGAAGCCAACAAAGUGGUCAAGAUAUUGAGAAUAUGAGAGAAGAUUCAGCUUUAGCGAAGCUUGAUUCUCUAAUCGAAUACCUCAAGAAGAAACUAGCUCUUGCAAAAGGGAAGGUAAAAAAUGCCGAGAAGAUUAUAGCAAAAUUGCAGGGGAAGAAAGAACCAGCAGAUCUUCCCACUGAUUUGGAAACCAUAACAGAUGAGGAAAGACUUUUAUUCCGUAAGAUUGGUCUCAGUAUGAAACCAUAUCUGCUCUUAGGGAGGCGAGGUGUUUAUGAUGGCACCAUUGAGAACAUGCACUUGCAUUGGAAGUUCAGAGAGUUAGUAAAGAUAAUUGUGAGAGGAAAAACUCUACAACAAGUCAAACACAUAGCAAUCUCUCUAGAAGCAGAGAGCGAUGGAGUGGUGAUUUCUUUGGAUAAAACUACUAAAGGCUAUGAAAUUAUUGUUUAUCGUGGGAAAAAUUAUACCCGUCCUGAUGAACUGAGGCCUAAAAACAUGUUGACAAGAAGACAGGCAUUGGCUCGAUCAAUUGAACUACAGAGACGUGAGGCACUAAAACACCAUAUUUUAGAUUUGGAGGAAAAAAUUGAGCUGCUGAAGGUUGAACGGGAAGAAAGGAGAAAUGGGAAAUGGCUUUUGAAAGGCUGAGGUUUCUUUUCUGGUAGAAACACUGAAGUGUUUCCAUGUGUCCAAACAUCAAGAUGACCUUGGAUCUCUUUGGCAGCAAGGAUUGCUUUGAAACCUGACAACUAGCCAUCAAUAGAAAGGUGACAUGGUUUGCAGCAGUGAAGUACAAAUUUCCUUUCGUUUGGGAUCAAACCAAAAAUAUUUCAAUACAAAGGUACAAAUAUAUCCUAACAUUAUUAGUAGAUCCACAUAUUGUUAAGAUCAUACAUCCUAACGUUAUUAGUAGAUCCAGAUAUUGUUAAAAUCAUCUUUAAUAUCACAUGAGAUAAACAUGUGCGACUGCUUUUGCCACAUCAAUGUUAUAAUUUUUUUUUACCUAGCCAACUUAGAUAAACUUAUUUUCAUGUUUAGCUCCUCCCAUUUAGAUAGAAAUAGUUAUUCGGCCCUUAAUAAUAUGGAAAAGUAAAUUUAAAACAAUAUUACGUUCGGUUUAAUUGUUUUAGGUUAACAUGCAUCUGUUUGUUUAAAUUUGCUUAAAGAUAGGAUGGGAUGAGGACUGUCUUCUUUUCAAGAUUUCUUGAUCAAAUUCAAAUCAAGAAAUCCAAUAAUAAAGUUGAUUUAAUUGCUUCAGUUAACAUGCAUUUCUUGGUUGAUGUUUCUUCAUUUUCACAUUAAAUAAUAAUAACUCUACCAGUUCGAUUUGUUGAUUUGAUUAUAAUUACUAUCAUCUUAUGAUCAAGUUGAACUAACUAAUCCGAUCUGCUUAACCCUUCGGCUAUCAUUAUAAUGCAAGUAAAAGCAAACCAUAGGAGAAACUUACAUCUGUUAUACCUUACAUGUAUAGUACUUAUAGCAUCGAACAACAAAUGGAAGUCGGUAUUGGAUUUAUUAUUAGUGCAUGCCUAUGUUGGGUAUUAGAUAACACAACAUUCCAUCUCAAAGCCAAUUGACAAUGAAAGGGGUAGCCCAUCAUCUUAAUAAGAUUACGAGGUCUCUUGAUUUUUCUAAGGUGGGAUCUUCAAUAUGCCCCUCAAGAUGGUGUUUUUUGGGUUCACCAUUCUUGGAUCAGAUCCCCCUUUUUUUUUUUUUUUAAUUGGACCGAAUAGCCGUUUGGACUUUAUGAGCUCUGACAUCGUAUUAGAUAACAUGAGGUUCAAUCUCAAAGCCAAUUGGUGAAAGGAGUAUCUUAUAUAUUUUAUUAAGAAUGUUAGGUCUCUUGAUUUUUUUUCAAUGUGGGAUACUCAGCAAUGGAAGGGGUUGUAAUUAUUAUUGUCUAUUAUAGAAUAUUAGAAGUGGACCCAAGAACAAAAACCAUGGACUAAAAAGGUGAAAGAACAUUUGCUUGUUGCAAUAUGGUUCACACUGAAAUAAUUAACAUUUACUUCAUAGAUAUUUUAGAACUCAAGGACACAAUUGUAGAACUUAUAAAACAGAUCUUGUUCAAGUAAGGUCGUCGAUUUAUUUCAUAGAUGAAAAACUAGUAGCAUCAAUAAGCCCAAAGCAUGCAGAUAUCACCCUUCAUGUGGAUGUGGAAAAUCUUGAAUUUGAUUUAUCACUUCACUUGCCGGCAGAAGAUGAGAAACUGAUGAGCUUUUACAAGUCAAUGGCAUAGCAUAGUUUACCUUAUCUUUUUCUUUGUCCUGCUGAAGGGAUAUCUUGAUGAAGUCCAAGACUACUGUGGCUAACUCUACUUGAUGUAAUUGUGAUGUGUAGUUGUGAUCUGCUCCUUCUAAAAUGUAUAAUUUGUGGUUAGAGAUGAUUUUAUCGAACUCUUUUGCAUCGUCAACCGGGAUUAUUUCAUCUUCAGUUCCAUGGACUGUCAAUACUCUGUACAAAUAUUAUAGAAUUCAGAUGUUUUGCAAGGGAAAAA
Benincasa hispida (wax gourd) is the source of this 4472-nucleotide messenger RNA. Its product is annotated as CRS1 / YhbY (CRM) domain-containing protein. NCBI's taxonomy places the organism in Eukaryota, Viridiplantae, Streptophyta, Magnoliopsida, Cucurbitales, Cucurbitaceae. The record is from RefSeq and is a predicted model, not a curated record. Gene Ontology annotation, biological process: RNA splicing, via transesterification reactions. Gene Ontology annotation, molecular function: mRNA binding.